AUGUCACGAGCAGUGCAGGCUCAGCAGAAUGGCAUGGCUUUUGCUGCCCCAGGUCAGGACGAUGACAUGUGCCCCGUUUGUCGUUCCACUCGCUACCUCAAUUCCAACCUCCGCUUCCUCGUUAACCCCACCUGCUACCACAAAAUGUGCGAAUCAUGCGUCGACCGUAUCUUUAGCCAAGGCCCCGCUCCAUGUCCCGUAGCGGGCUGCGCGCGGACCCUUCGCAAGGCCCGCUUUCGGAAGCAGACAUUUGAAGAUCUGAAGAUCGAGCGCGAGGUCGACAUUCGAUCGCGGGUUGCGAAGGUGUUCAAUCGGCGUCAAGAGGAGUUCUUGAACUUGCGGAAUUGGAAUGACUACCUGGAGCAGGUAGAGACGCUGACCUUCAACCUGUUGUAUGAAGUUGAUGUAGAGGAGACGGAGGCAAAGAUGGCAAGCUAUGAAGCGCAAAAUGCGGAAUCGAUUAGGCGCAACAAGAUACUUGAGAAUCAAGAGCAUGAGAGCUUCGAGGCUGCGUCGCAAGCCCAAAAGGCCCAAGCUUGGUCGAGAAGAGAAGAGGCGCUCAGGGAGGAUGAGGACGAGAGAAAGGAGCGGGUAAAGGAGAGCAGAGAGGAGCAGAACAGGAUAGCGAGAGGAGGCAAAGCAAAGGUGGCGCUCAAGAAAAGUACUGCACGGAAAAAGGAGGUGUCUAAGGGCGAAGGAAAAACAGACAGUAGUGCUCCUGCUCCUGUCUUUGAGAUCCAAGGCUUAAAACCUAUGACCGCACCGAAGCCGAAAGAAGCCUAUGAUCCUUUCGGAAGGGUUGCUAUCAUACCAGAGUACUACACAUUGAAGAAAGAUUACGAGCAUCCUUGGCUUGAAAAAGCUAGGACAGAUCCAGCAAUCACUACUGGCGGCUAUGACGUUCACGAAUAUUGUGCCAGAGCUAUGAUGGAAGCAUUUGCUGGAAUGGGAGUGUUCAUAUGA
Messenger RNA from Bacidia gigantensis, 963 nucleotides. RefSeq lists its product as uncharacterized. The transcript is spliced from 2 exons. The record is from RefSeq and is a predicted model, not a curated record. Lineage: Eukaryota; Fungi; Ascomycota; Lecanoromycetes; Lecanorales; Ramalinaceae. Bases 1 to 963 code for a protein of 320 amino acids. Gene Ontology annotation, molecular function: cyclin-dependent protein serine/threonine kinase activator activity. Gene Ontology annotation, cellular component: transcription factor TFIIH holo complex. Gene Ontology annotation, biological process: nucleotide-excision repair; regulation of transcription by RNA polymerase II; positive regulation of cyclin-dependent protein serine/threonine kinase activity.